Messenger RNA from Vitrella brassicaformis, 1104 nucleotides. The record is from the annotation of a GenBank genome assembly. NCBI's taxonomy places the organism in Eukaryota, Vitrellaceae.
UCACCCACGACGCCGUGCGGCAGGAUGGGCUCUAAGUUGGUAUUGACUAGUCCUCCCCGGCCAAAUCGAGCUGAUAUAGUAGGCGCACCUCUGACCCUCAUUGCGAUAGUUGUCGGGCUGCCUCGUGGGACUACCCCCCCACCAAUUUGUGCCUACAUAAUGCACACACACGAGACGCAUCACAGGCAGGGAGGAUGCACAUGAUGUCCUGGUCAAUUUGGACGCAGUCGCAGUCAGCUACGAACCGAAAAACCAUGGCGCAGCCUUUCCUUUUGGAUUGCUCGCAAAUGUCCAGCAGCUGUGGUUAAGGCGUUGAGUGGCAGGGUCGCAUUUCUGUGAGCCAUACGACACGAGCCGGCAAUUCACAUAGAAAUGCAGCAAUAUAUAGCGCCUAUGCAUCCCUCUGUGUGAUUUCUGCAUCGCCUAUGCAAACCUCUCUCAUGACGAUGCCGAUGAGAAAAAUGAUGUCUUUUUUCCUGCCGCCAACAUCUCGCGUAGUAUUGAACAUUGACUCCAAAUCAGCCUACGACACAACGGUCAGCAAGGUUUCAGAAAUAACCGUCCCUGCUCGGACCGCUCGUUGGUUCUGCGAGCUUGCCACCCCUCACCCGGCACGUGUCCUGGUGGCCAAAGUAGUCAUCAUGCUCAGGCUGGAUCUCAUACCGGAAAUAGCGGCCUUUUGUGGUAUUGUCGGCCUCCGUGCGGCGGGCGGGAACGAAGCGAGAAACCGUGGGUGGCGCCGGGUGCCUUGAGCCCAAAAAUUCCUCGCAGGAUCUGUAUCCUUAGUAACGAUAGUAAUAACUGAGAGUAGAGUCAGUAAGAACAAACUUGGGAAGUCCAUGUGGGAAUUCUCACGGCGUCAAACGGUCGACUUUCCUUUUUUUUCACUCCGAUUGGGUUAGGCAGAAAAUUCGUCUUUUGGCGACGACACGGCCACCACCGUGGACGCGUGAUGUUUGUGGUGAUGAUACUUUGAUCUCAGGGCUUCAUUCCCUUUUCCAACGAGAUGUGCCGUCCGAGCAGGAGAUCGUCGUUCCCCAGCCCCGCCACCCCAGCCUUCUUCCCCCACAACUCGUCCAUCUCCAACCAUACUGCACCAUGCAU